AUGACGCCGUCCGAUGGCGUACAGCUGGACCACCUACAAACCGAGGAGCGCAGUGCCCAGGCACACUCAAUCGAUUCUCUUGAUACUUUUGGCCUCUGCAUAGCCUUCAAUCAUGAAGAGUCACGAGUCUCCGCCUCAGUCGCGUCCUGUGUACCGACAAUCGUAUCAUUCGUUGAUAUUUUAGUCCCUCGAUUGCACGCGGGGGGGAGGCUGAUCUACGUGGGAGCUGGCAACAGCGGUCGAGUAGCGUUGAUGGACUGUGCCGAGCUACCCGUUACUUUUUCCACUAGGGAGGGGCAAGUUAUCGCUCUCGUCGCUGGGGGAGAGGGAACGGCUACCAAAGCACAAGAAGGAGCUGAGGAUGCCGAACAAGAUGGAGCUGCUCAACUCGAAGCUUUGAAUAUCACUACCAAGGAUACCGUGCUGGGGAUUUCAGCCUCGGGUCGGACACCGUUUGUCCUUGGAGCACUCAAAGUCGCCGUCCGAACUGGAGCACUGACAGCAAGCAUUACAAACACGUCGCCAUCCUUGAUGGGUGGCCUGAGCAUCAAUUAUUCAAUCGUCGCCUUGUUGGGCCCGGAAUUCGUCUCAGGAAGUACUCGCUUAAAGGCCGGGAGUGCGGCUAAACAAAUUCUGAACAUGAUCAGUACUUGUUCAAUGAUAAAGCUUGGGAAGACAUACAGAGGCCUUAUGAUUGACCUUCGAGUUGGGAACCAGAAGCUUGAAGAUCGAGCUCGGAGAAUUCUGCGCCAAGUCUGCGACGAUAUUUUGGGAAUCUACUCGAAAAAAGGACUCACUCUGCCAUCCGAACUGUUGAAAACAUUUCAACAGAUGCAGAACGAUCAUGCAGCGAAUGAUCUCAUUCGCAGAUGCGAUGGAAAGUUGAAAUUGGCCUGUGCCGUGGCCCUUACAAACCUUUCACCUCAUGAAGCGAAUUCACGACUUCAAAAAAUCAACGGUGAUUUUGGUGCCUUUGUUGCAGAUCACCUGGAUUUGAGUCAUAUCAAUCUCGACACUGCCUCACUUAUAGGAGAAGACAGGAGCCCCGAGUAUUUUUUGUCCAUCGAUGGUGGAGGCACCAAAUGCGCAGUGUCAAUUGCCUCGAGGUUUGGGAUCGUCUCUCGUGGCUAUGGUGGAGCCUGCAACUUCAAUAUUGCGUCUAUAGAAGAGCUUGUAAGCCAGAUCAAAAAAGCCACGAUGGAAGCUAUUAGGCAUUUACCGCAUAACGAAUAUUUGCGUCCUGGCAUGACCCCUCGAUUCAGCAAAGUUUGGGCUGGAAUUGCAGGCUUACACCAUGCGGAUAAAUUGGAAGUACUCACCAGCCAUCUUGAGAAAUUGUUUGGCGUCUCUGCGGAGAAGGGCUCACUUCGGUUGACAAGUGACAGCGCCCUCCUAAGCGCAUGCAUUGAAGGGUAUACUUCCACUCGAACGUGUAUCAGUCUUAUAUCAGGAACUGGGUCUGUGGCAACAGCUUUCCAAAAAGACACCAAUGGCCAUGUUGUCGAAGUUCGUCGGACAGGCGGGUGGGGUCAUCUUAUUGGAGAUGAUGGAAGUUCAUUUCAUAUUGGCAAACUGGCUUUACAGGCUCUAUUGAGAAGCAUUGAGAUUAGUGAGUCUGUUGAUGAAAUCCACUUGAGCGAAAUGGAGAGGGAAAUCCUUGCAUACUUUGGGUGCACCAAAAAUGAAGUGUUGUCUCGCCUCCUUUAUUCUGGAAAGAACCCAAAGCGCGACAUCGGCGAUCUCGCGAAGAUCGUGACCAGGCUUGCUUUUCGCGACAAAAAUCCCGAUACUCAAGCUCUUGAAAUUCUUCAUUCUGCCGCCAGCUCGCUAGCUCAGCUCAUUCAGCCCUUGAUAAAAACCUGCCCUCCAAUCAGCAGCCUGUUGAUACUUUCCGGAGCACUGAUGGGCCUCUCUGAAUUUCGGGAAUUGAUCUAUGAGGAAUUUUCUUCGGCUCAUAUUGUUGACUUUAAGGAAAUUAUUGUCAUACAGAGUGUCUCCGAUGCUGUUGUGGAACUUUUGGCUGCCCGGGCAAUCUAG
Molecule: messenger RNA, 2037 nt
Organism: Penicillium atrosanguineum
Lineage: Eukaryota; Fungi; Ascomycota; Eurotiomycetes; Eurotiales; Aspergillaceae
Product: putative glucokinase regulator family protein
Exons: 1
Coding region: 1-2037 (678 amino acids)
Biological process (GO): amino sugar catabolic process; peptidoglycan turnover
Molecular function (GO): carbon-oxygen lyase activity; ether hydrolase activity; carbohydrate derivative binding
Source: RefSeq, a predicted model, not a curated record